AUGAAUGAGAACAUCGGUCGUGGUCUCGGUGAAACCGAGGAUGCAUUGCGACUGGUGGAGAGGCUCGGAGACUCUCUAUAUCUGCAUGGCAAUCCGUGGAUCAUGCCGCCCGAGGGUGUGGUGGAGGCGGGAUUGACUGCCGUCAAGAGAUACCUCGUGGACGUUCGAGAGGCCAAGAAGGCCGGGGCUGAUGUCACGUCCCUCCAGCUUCUUAAGGUGGUCUUGGUUGGCUCGGCUUCGGCUGGAAAGACUAGUUUGAUGCACAGCAUCAUCGCGGGCCGUGGCUCCCCGACGGAGGGGACGCCAGCGCAGGCGAGUACCGUGGGGAUGGAGCUGCGCCCUUGUCAGCUCCAGGACACAAAAGUUGAGUUCUUCGACUGCGCUGGACAGGUCGACUACGCCGGAAUGCACCAGACAUUUCUCACACGACGGGCUCUGUACCUGCUGGUGGUGGAUAUCACGAAGUACCACGGUGUGGACGACCUCGACAAGGCCAUCCACGACGACAUCAUGCGGUGGCUGUACUACCUCUACCUUCGGGCGCCAGGGUCCACCGUGGUCCUGGUCGCCAACAAGUGCGACGGCUCGAUCGACAAAUUCGCAGAGACUGCCGAGAGGAUCCAACGACGUGUACGCGAGCUGGUGGCCGUAUGGCACGAGGCCCGCGGUCUUCGUGGCCGGAGUAAAGGUCAUGUGACGGACUUGACUCUUCUUCCAGGCAUGAGCCGCGUAAGCUGCCAGGAGAAGGGCUCCCCGGAGGCUUCGGGUCUCCCCGCGCUGAUUGCUCUGAUCUCACGCCAGGCUGCGACGGCUAUCCACGUGCCGCCCGCCUGGGACCUUGCCCUCGAAGUGAUUGGCGCCCUGAGGGCUAGCUGCAAUCCGAUUGCGGCUGCCCGGGACAAGCUCGGUUUGCCCAACCCGCUCCCAGCCGACGGCGUGGCGGAUGUGCACGCCUUCGCUUUCAUCUCGAAGGACGAGCUUUCGCGCAAGUGGAGAAGCGUCGUGGACAACCUCCGAGAUGAUGUACCGGCGGCGAUGAUUUCCAACUGGGAAAGCGCUCUGGAGGGUGCGCUAUGGAUCAGUGAUUUUGCCGGCCACACGCUCCGUGUUGAUGGUGGCGACGGUAUCUUCCUGGACGUGUUGUGGCUCUCGAAGUGCUUGAGUCCUAUCCUCAGCCACAAGCUCAAGAAUCAACCCUUCGAAAACCGUUGGCUCUGGAUGAGAGACGACCUAGCCGGCGACGGGAUUCUACGGCGGGAGUUUGCCUUGCAUAUCUGGAGGGAAAGUGUCGGUGAAGUAGUGAUGGAGUCGGAGGAGGUCGCGGAGGCUCUUUUUAGCGUCCUUAUUAAGUUGGGUGUGGCUCUUCCCAUGGGGCGUAGAACACUUUUAGCCCACUCCGAUCGCAGUACGCCCACAGCCCCCAGUGACGUCAGCGGCUCGAAUGACAUGCUUGUGAUCAUGCGACUAUCAGAGACGUGCAACGAGCACCAGCGAACGCUGUUCGACGGCCUUGCCUCUAAGAUGCCGCGUGACCGGGUGACACUCAAGUGGGAAUUCGACAAAGCGGGACCUCCGUAUGGGUUAAUAGAGCGGUUGAUAGCAUCUUGCCAUGUCCUUGGCGAGGUGGAGACGGGAGCGUGUUGGCGAUACGGCGCCGUGUUCCAGAGUCAUGAUAUGAGGUUUGUCGAAGGAAGGAACGUUCGGUUUUACAAGAUCGCUCUCAGCAUGACGAGCUACAACGAGUCGGAGCGGGUGUUCACGGCGAAGGUGUUCGGGCCGCUUGACAGUGAGAGGGUGUGGGUGGCUAUCCGCUACGUGGCGUCGGCAAUGAUCAACUUGUCCAAGGAGUGGCCUGGAGUGCUGUGGACAGGAUGGCUAGAUUGUGAGAAGCAUCCAUCGCAGCACCUUUACAUGGCGUCAUCGGUUGAGGCAAGGGUCGGUGACCCCCUUCUUCCCGCAGCAGCUCCGGAUGCUCGAAGGUGCGACUGCCUGUUGGAACCGGGUGGGGUGCUCAGGCUGGCUGUCGAGGAGCUUGGCCCCGUCAUUGAUACCGGAAAAGAUCCGUUCGAAGGCCUAUCAGAUGAGGACACGGAGGACCCGGAGGAGACUGUUACAUGCAACUGUGUGCGCGAGGCAUUCGGUCACUGGCUACCGCACGCUUGGAGAACUGCCAAAUGGCUUUUUGGGCUUGCCGUGGUGCUCUUCACCACAGCUGUCGUCGCAGGCAUCGUGGAAGACAAGGAAACCCUCUGGAAGAGUUCGUUAGGGGUCUGUUGUGUUUUGAUGGUGUUUUCUGUAGUGGCUUCAGUUUUCGCGUACUGCGGGGAUCGUGAACAGGGACAGAGUGGGGGACAACAUGGAACGCCCGAGGACGUCGUUGCGGCCUUUGCAUGACAUGAAAAAGCCCUCCGAGAACAUGGUUCAGAGCUCAGCAAACCUGGUGAAACGGGUGUAGUAUCGGACGAAUCUUUGGCAUGUUCGGAGGCAUGCGAAGGCAUGAGUGUGUAAGGAUGAGUGCGGAGUAGCACAUUCGGAGGGAAGGACGUUGCCGUGCAUGCCUUGUCCGCCUUGGGAAGAGAUGGGGCUUUUGGGGUUGGUAGCCUUGCUGCGCCCGACGGGGUUGUCUUCUUUUGUGUGUCCUGCGGUAGAUGGGAGUGUGUAUGACGGUAGGCUUAAUGACGUGAGUUUGUAACAUAUGGCAUUGGCGUCCAAGCAAGCACGGGGGUGUGAAACAAGUAUGUGUGGGUAGUAUUGUCCUGCGGGUCACCCUGAAAAAAUAUGCCACUCUAGAAAAUAUUGUUUACAUGAC
Messenger RNA from Ectocarpus sp. CCAP 1310/34, 2809 nucleotides. Lineage: Eukaryota; Phaeophyceae; Ectocarpales; Ectocarpaceae. The record is from the annotation of a GenBank genome assembly.